AUGUUGAAUGCAGAACAUGACUUGAAUGCUAAGAUUGCUAGUUUGAAUAGGAAAGUUGAUGCAAUUCAGAAACCAAAUAUAGUUAAGGAAGUGUUACAUGACCAAGCAAAUUCCAUGGAUACUUAUAAAAGACCAUUUGGCUCCCCACAAUCAGAAACAUACAAUCCAAAUUGGCGAAACCAUCCUAAUUUUAGUUGGAGGAAUGGUCCUACAAUGAAUGGUGGGCAGACACAGAUAAAUCAAAAUGUUAUGAAGACUUUAGAUGAGCUGAAAACUAGCAUAGUUAGAAUUGAAUCACGUCUUAAUGUUAUGGAGAAAGGGACAUUGCCUGCCCAAACUCAACCUAACCCCAAAGGCCAAUUUGAAGUUAAAAAUUCUAACUUGGAGCAAGCUAAUGUCGUCACAACUCUUAGAAGUGGUAAGGUGAUUGAGACUCCGAUGAAGGUGAACGAACCUGAGAAGUCUCUGAAGCUUAAGAGUGGUCACAAUGAUACUCAAAAUGAACAAUCUGAAAUUGAUAAGAAAAUGCAUGCUCCAUUUCCUCGUCGUUUAUUUUCUACUAAGCAAUUGGCUGAUAGUAAGGAUAUCCUUGAUGUUUUUCAGCAGGUGAACAUCAACAUACCAUUCUUGAGUGUGAUCAAGCAAUUUCCAGCUUACGCCAAGUUCUUGAAGGAUCUCUGCACGGUCAAGAGGAAGCACAAUGUGCAGAAAAAGGCAUUUCUCACAGAACAGGUAAGUUCUAUUCUUAAACACAACACUCCUCCCAAAUAUAAAGAUCCGGGAUGCCCUACUAUUUAUUGUAUAAUAGGGGAUUUCAUGAUCAAACAAGCACUUCUGGAUUUGGGAGCUACUAUAAACCUCCUACCGUUCUCAGUUUAUGAGCAGUUGGGCUUAGGUGAAUUAAAACUCACCUCAGUCACUCUACAACUUGCAGACAGAUACGUUAAAGUACCAAGAGGGGUAGUUGAGAAUGUGUUAAUUCAAAUCGAUAAAUUUUACUAUCCGGUGGAUUUCAUUGUCUUGGAUACUCAACCUGUAGCUAAUGCUAGUAAAGAAAUACCUGUCAUCUUAGGUCGUCCUUUCCUUACUACUGCAAAUGCUUUAACUAAUUGA
Messenger RNA from Papaver somniferum (opium poppy), 1113 nucleotides. RefSeq lists its product as uncharacterized. Bases 1 to 1113 code for a protein of 370 amino acids. Lineage: Eukaryota; Viridiplantae; Streptophyta; Magnoliopsida; Ranunculales; Papaveraceae. The record is from RefSeq and is a predicted model, not a curated record. The transcript is spliced from 3 exons.